AUGGCGGCCGGAGCGGUUUUUCUGGCAUUGUGUGCCCAGCUGCUCCAAGCCAGGCUGAUGAAGGAGGAGUCCCCUGUGGUGAGCUGGAGGUUGGAGCCUGAAGAUGGCACAGCUAUGUGAUUCAUCUCCUGCGGUUGUGGCAGCCACGGUGAUGGAGACCGCAGCUCAACAGGAGCGGUAGGAGGGUACCCGUGGAGGCCAAGUGGUAGAAGCCUUGGAGGGUGGGCAGGUGCAUGGAGGGUGACAGCAGUGCUGGUUCCGUUGGCAUCGGCGCUAAUGGUGGCAGCAGCAGCAAGUCUAGGGUCCAGGAAGGGGGAGUAGGAGAGCUUUGGGGCCCAGCCCGGCCUGGGGUGGGUAAGAAGCUGCCGGUUCUGUACCACAGGCCUCAGUGACAGUGGUGGAGGUACAGCCAGGGCAAGGAGGAGUCCUCCCCCUUCUCCUGCGGUCUCUGGAGGGUACCCUCCUUCUGCUGGCAUCUGAGCCAGGUGUGAGUGGCAGCAUUGUUUCAUUCUUAACAGAAUUUAGGGACUUACUAUUUGUGUAUCUUUUUGUUUUUGGUUGUGAUAACCCUUAAGGGACAAAAGGCUUCUUUGGCUGGGUUUUGGUGUGGUGGGAUCCCCCCAUGUAAGACAAAGGGUGCUUUGCUGGCAAGCUGUGUGUUGGAGGGAGUUCCCCAAGGGGAAGAAAGGGAACCUCCCAGGAGGGUGGCUGCUGUGGCAGGUCCCCUGCCUCUGGGCACCCUUUGGGCCACCUAGUUUCCCCUGUGGAAGAGGGGAGGCUUAGACCGGUGUCACUUUUAUCAUCAAAGAGGCAUCCUGGCUGGGCCAGUUGAUUUGACCUUCCCACUUCUUCAGACCACCUGCCCAUGGUGUCACCUGGGGGAAGUGGAACCUCAGGCCACAGGGGCAGAGGCUUCUCUGGCAGGCUGAUGGCUGUAGUGGAUUCUGUUCUGCCUGCUGCUUGGGAGGGCUUCUGUGGCCAGCAACUGAUGCUGGGACUGUCCUGUUGGUGUUCUGCUGCCUCCGGGUUCUUGGGGACUCUCAGAUGUGUGAAGGCAAAAUGGUUUCCUGGCUAGUUUGUGUGGUGUGGUUGGGAUCACUUUUGCUACAUGCCCCUCAGGCAUCCUAGUGGGGGACAAGGGAAUUUUAGAUUUAAUGGAGAAUGUGUCUAUGUUGGCUGCUUUUUAUUAGCAGAUUUCUGAACAGUUCUAUUCUAAAUGGUCGCCUCUUGUUGAUUAGACUCUAGCUCCAUUGGAGAAGAGAUGAGCUUACCUGGGCUGUGUUUUCUUGUUAGCUUGAGGGUUGAAAACACUAGGUUUUUGUCUCCUUUUCCAGUUGAGUUAGGGAAGUGACAUGCAUUGCCACAAAACAGUUCCUUCAGUUCUGGAGUCCUUAGACAGACUGUCAUCUUACUAGCACCUUUCAGCAUUCUCCGUUCAGUGAGAUAAUGUGGGAGGGUUCCUAAUCUAAAAGGAAACAUAGAAUGGUGUUCUUAUACUGUAUGACAAGAAAUACGAAAUAAUUCUGAAAAAUUUAGUCAUUUUUCUUUUAAAUUUAGA
Symphalangus syndactylus (siamang) is the source of this 1558-nucleotide messenger RNA. RefSeq names its product B melanoma antigen 5. NCBI's taxonomy places the organism in Eukaryota, Metazoa, Chordata, Mammalia, Primates, Hylobatidae. The record is from RefSeq and is a predicted model, not a curated record.